ACAGGAUUGCCUAAAACCAUUUGAGUGGGGUGUUCUCAGUGGACCUGUGUACAGGCUCAGGUGCUCUCUGCAGGUUUGGUUAUUACGUAGCUGCAACAUUGUUGCACAGCGCUGCUGAAGAGAGGAAGAAAGGUUAUUGUGUGUCGGCACUAGCAGUGAAAGUGGCCACAGAGCCGCUUGCUCAUUGUGCAUUGUAGCAUCACAGGCCUGUUUAGAAACAACUGAGAGCCUCCCAGCUUCAUCCCAGACUGAUGGAUGUCUUCAGCUUCAUGUGUGCAGCGCUUCUGUGCACUGUUAUGGUGCACGGUAAGCCGACGUUAAGGAAAGAGAGAGUCCUUUACCAAGAUCCAGAGCUGACCAGACAAGCCCACGAAGACAAUAAAAGCUUCCAGUACGACCAUGAGGCCUUUCUUGGCAAAGAGGAGGCCAAAACAUUUGAUCAGCUCACCCCCGAGGAGAGCAAAGACAGACUCAGUAAAAUAGUGGACCGGAUAGACGGCGACACCGAUGGCUACAUUACCACAGCCGAACUCAAGGCUUGGAUAAAACGUGUACAGAAGCGUUACGUUUAUGAGAAUGUGGCCAAGGUUUGGACAGAUUAUGACCUGAACAAAGACAACAAGAUUUCAUGGGAUGAGUACAAGCAAGCUACAUAUGGAUACUACCUCUCCAACCCGGAGGAGUUUGAGGAAGCAACAGACCAGUUCAGCUUCAAGAAGAUGCUCCCUCGUGAUGAGAGAAGGUUUCAAACAGCUGAUCUGAACGGGGAUCAAGCAGCAGACAGAGAAGAGUUCACAUCCUUCCUCCACCCUGAGGAGUUUGAACACAUGAAGGAUAUUGUGGUUCUGGAAACCCUGGAGGACAUUGACAAGAACGGCGAUGGACAUGUGGAUGAAGAUGAAUAUAUUGCUGACAUGUUUGCACAUGAGGACGGGGGUCCGGAGCCAGACUGGGUCAGGACGGAGAGGGAACAAUUCUCUGACUUCAGAGACUUGAACAAGGAUGGUAAAAUGGACCAGGAUGAAAUCCGCCACUGGAUUAUGCCACAAGACUACGAUCAUGCCCAAGCUGAGGCCAGACAUCUGGUGUACGAGUCUGACCAGGACAAGGACCAGAUGCUGACCAAGGAAGAGAUCCUUGAAAACUGGAACAUGUUUGUGGGAAGCCAGGCGACAAACUACGGAGAGGACCUCACCAAGAACCACGAUGAGCUCUGAGAUCUCAGUGCAGCUUCUGACGUGUGUGUUAGGAGGUUUGGCGAACAUCUUUUGUCUUCAAAGACAGAAUCACAGACACCAGCACCUCCUCCCACCACCACAACCACCACUCUAUCCUUUCCUCGUAGUACUGGGACAGAUGUCAGAGUUGGAUACUAAUCCAGCACUGCCGAUAAUAAGAACAAGAGGAAGGUUAAGAGUCGGUCCGACCACUAACACUAAGGGUCCAUCUCGGUUUUAUAUCGACACUUCUGCUUCUGACAUUCAGGAGAAAGCCAGACCCAGUGGACUUACUUUCAAUCGAUGGUGCCUUCCAGCUGCCCUGCCGGCUCUGCUGCUUCAGAGAUCUGUGCAGAUAGAUAGUCUUUAAUAAAACCUGUCAAAGCUGAAUGACAAGCUUUAGGUCAAUAGUCUAAAACAGGAUCAGUUUGUGAUGGCGGUGUUAAUGUGAAACUACAGCGCAC
Messenger RNA from Centropristis striata (black sea bass), 1681 nucleotides. It is a transcript of the gene rcn1, whose product is annotated as reticulocalbin 1, EF-hand calcium binding domain. Lineage: Eukaryota; Metazoa; Chordata; Actinopteri; Perciformes; Serranidae. The record is from RefSeq and is a predicted model, not a curated record. Gene Ontology annotation, molecular function: calcium ion binding. Bases 252 to 1217 code for a protein of 321 amino acids. The transcript is spliced from 6 exons. Gene Ontology annotation, cellular component: endoplasmic reticulum.